Molecule: messenger RNA, 642 nt
Organism: Chelonoidis abingdonii (Abingdon island giant tortoise)
Lineage: Eukaryota; Metazoa; Chordata; Testudines; Testudinidae
Product: C-C motif chemokine 20-like
Biological process (GO): immune response
Cellular component (GO): extracellular region
Molecular function (GO): chemokine activity
Source: RefSeq, a predicted model, not a curated record
AGCUGAUUUUCUGAUAUACCUUAAGUGAAGCUUUAAGUAAACUCAACUAUUGAGCUGAAAAUGACAGGCUUUAGCAGCAUGAGCUUUAUCCUGGCUUCUUUCAUGGGGCUGCUGUGCCUCUUCUGCACUUCUGAGGCCCAAAGCAACCAAGACUGCUGCCUCUCCUACAUGAGAACUGAGCUACCUCGUCGGGCCAUCAAUGGCUACACGGAGCAGUUAUCAAAUGAAGUCUGUGACAUCGGUGCUAUCAUUUUCCACACAAAGAGUGGGUUGAAAGCAUGUGCAAAUCCAGAAGACAACUGGGUGAAGAAGCGUCUUCUUUGGCUGAGCAAAAAGCUCAAGAAGAUGUCAAUGUAAGACAGUUUCCGAACUGGAACUAGACAGAGAGGUGGGCUGCAGAACCUAAGCUAGGUUAGAAUUGUCUCAUUGUACACUGUUGUGUGCUUGCUAUCUACUUAUUGCUGACUUCUUUGGAACCAUUGAACUAUAGGUUCAUAUUCAUAUUGCAUCACUUGUUUGCUUGACUUAAGCACUGUGUAAAAGUUUUUUUUUCUUUGCUAUCAUAUAUAUUACAUGUUUGAUUACUGUGUAAAAUAGAAUAUGAUGCACAUGUAUUGGGUACUGUGUGCCCUACUGCGUUUA